Messenger RNA from Anastrepha ludens (Mexican fruit fly), 2302 nucleotides. It is a transcript of the gene DIP-lambda, whose product is annotated as hemicentin-1. Lineage: Eukaryota; Metazoa; Arthropoda; Insecta; Diptera; Tephritidae. The coding region runs from base 530 to 2296 and encodes 588 amino acids. Gene Ontology annotation, cellular component: neuron projection. The record is from RefSeq and is a predicted model, not a curated record. The transcript has 9 exons.
UUGUUUCGGUUUUUAUGGCAGAAGUUUGGAUUGCUGCAGUUAAUGUGCACCAGUACUACGGAGUAAAAGUACAGCAAUUCACCGUACACAGAGAGCUAUAAAAAUAUCAGUAAGUGAGCCGAGUUGCAAAAGAAGCUGCAAAACAACUACUACAACAUAGAAAGUAAUCACAAUAAAAGCAAAAACAAGCAGUGCUCGCAAGAGUAUAAUAUUAUAAGUAGCAAAUGCAAAUAAAGUAGCCAUAAGCAUUUACAACAGCAAGAACAACAAACGUGUCAUUGUAAAACAGUAAAAAAAAAAAAACAGAAAAAAAGGAAAAACAGAAAUCGUACGCUUGGACACCUGCGUCUCAAAGCUUCAGCUGUGACCUGCAGCAAAUAUGUAACUGCAACACAACUGUACAUACCUCAUCAACAACUACAACUGCAGUGAGUUAGGAGGCGAAUAGGCGAUAUUGGCUACUCCCAUUAUUCCCACCUUUGCUUUCCUGCGCCCCUCCAAGUGCACUGGCUUGAAUAUAUGCAUAUGUAUGCUAACACAUCUAGAGUACGCGCACCUUUUUUCAGCGACGUGCGCCUUCCCCUCGGCGACUAUCAAUUCUGCGCUCAUUGCACUCACAGCUGCUAAGCACAUUGGCUUCACCAUCGCCACCACCGUCGCCGGCGUCGUCACUAUGGGUCAGUUUAAAUGUUGCUGCGUAGGCACUUUGUGGAGUAGCGUUUUUUUGCUACUCGUCACAAUCGGCUACCGGAGCGGAAGCGGAAGUGGCACGCUCGUGUUUGCACAAGGCCAUAAUCAACCAGAUGAGCCGGAGCCCGAGUUCUUGGCGCAAUUGACCAACUUUACAGUGCCGCAAGGGCGCGACGUCUCAUUCACGUGCGUGGUCAACAACUUGGGCCAGUACCGGGUUGCAUGGAUUAAAUCCGACUCCAAAGCAAUACUCGGCAUUCACACCCAUAUGGUGUCACUUAAUCCCAGAUUAUCAGUGACACACAAUGGCCACAACACCUGGAAACUUCACAUAUCCCACGUACAGCUCAACGACUCGGGCAGUUACAUGUGCCAAGUGAACACAGAUCCCAUGAAGAGUCUGUCUGGCUAUUUGGAUGUUGUAGUGCCGCCUGACAUUUUAAAUCAUCCCGAGCAAAACCUUGAAGAGGGUAUCAGCAACGAGGGAGGCACAAUACUACUGAUUUGUAGUGCCACAGGAGUCCCUGAGCCGACAGUACAGUGGAGACGCGAGGGCGCUAAAGACAUAGUCCUACGAACGGAGACAAGAGAGAAACAAGUGGUCAAAUCAGUGGAGGGCGAGAAGCUGGUAUUGACGAAUGUACAUCGCACUGACAUGGGCGGAUAUUUGUGCAUUGCCUCGAAUGGUAUACCGCCGUCCGUGAGCAAGCGCUUCGACGUGCAUAUCAAUUUUCCUCCGUCAAUUAAGGCUGUCAAUCAGUUGCUAGGCGCCCCCGUUGAACGUGAAGUCACACUCGAAUGCAUUGUGGAAGUGUAUCCGAAACCGCUCAAUGGCUGGUAUCGCAAUGAAGGUAACUUGAAGCUGCACAGUAGCAACAAGUACAACAUAUCGGAGGCCAUGAUUAACUUGUACACGUGGCAUCUCAACCUGACAAUACGUCAUCUGACAAAGGCCGACUUUGGCGCCUAUAGUUGUUCCAGUGUCAAUGCGUUGGGAAAAAGCGAAGCACGGAUACGCCUGCAAGAACUGCGAUUGCCGCCCAAGCCGACAACGACGCCAACACCUUACGUGCAUACCACACCGAAGCCCCGCCGCAAACCGCCAACCAACCAUCAGAACAAAGGACUCAACGAAGUGGUGCGCGCGAAGGAGACACAUCAAACCACAAAUCAAAUGCAGGAAAAUGACAUAUACGUCGGUCUGGGCGGCACAGGUGGUGCCGUCUUUGGCGGCGGUAGUGCCGUUAGCGGCAAUGGGGCGUUGGGCGAUGCUGCAGGCGUUGCCCUGAGCAACAGCAACAUCCACGGCUUGACAAACGGAGCGGAAGUUCACACACAACUACCAACCCGCAAUGGCGGCGGUGGCGGCAGCGGCUACGAAAAAUCGCACAAAGCGUCAUCGCCCGGUAUCGUGCCCUCACCGCGUUCUCCCUGGGUUUUCGCCAACGGCGUAGCACCACAAAUGCAGUUCAGCGCACAACGACUACUGCUGGCUGCAAAUUCGUUUACACUAUUUUACGUUGCAUUAUCCCUGUUCAAAUUUAUAUCGAAUGAGUUGUCCGUUGCCACAGUUGCCGCCACGACACUAUGGCAAGCGAAUGGCUGAAGCGAU